Molecule: messenger RNA, 820 nt
Organism: Cooperia oncophora
Lineage: Eukaryota; Metazoa; Nematoda; Chromadorea; Rhabditida; Trichostrongylidae
Source: the annotation of a GenBank genome assembly
AUGAUGAUUACUUUGGUGGACGACUUGAAGAAAACUAAAUUGGAUCGUUUUCGAGAGGAAGAAGGGCGUCUCCUAUAUUUCCCGGAGAAAUGCGAAGUGCCGCUGACCAUUGUGAAGAGCGAUGGAGGUUAUACCUACGACACUUCCGAUUUGGCUGCUUUGCGAUACCGAUUGCACGAGAAAAAAGCGGACUGGGUUACCGUCUUCGCCGCUGCUCGCGAACUUGGCUGGUAUGAAGAUUCACGACAGCGCGUUGAGCAUGUGGCCUUCGGACUUGUUCUUGGAGAAGAUAGGAAGAAGUUCAAAACUAGAUCUGGUGAAACUGUUCGUCUUCUCGAUCUUCUAGAUGAGGGAGUUAAACGGGCAGCUGCUAAACUGGAGGAGAAGGGAAGAGCGGAGGUGAUGAAUGAGGCUGAGCUUGCAGCUGCUCGUGACGCUGUAGCCUAUGGUUGCAUCAAAUACGCGGAUCUAUCUCAUACACGGACCCAGGACUUAUGUGUUUUCAUUGCAUACGGAUGCUCUGAUGACAAGGGGAACACCGCCGUUUACCUGCUGUAUGCGUACGCCAGAAUAAGAUCUAUCGUGCGGACAUCCGGCGUUGCUGCUGAAGAUCUCAAUGACUUCAUCGCGAGCAAUCCGACCAUCCCAAUCACCCAUCCUGCGGAGUUGACGCUUGCGAAGCAGAUUCUCAAGUUGGCUGACUGUAUCCUGCAAGUAUUAGACUCACUGAUGCUUCAUCAGCUAUGCGACUACCUUUAUCAACUUGCUACGAUAUUCCAUGACUUCUACAGUGCUUGCUACGUGAUUGAGAAGAAAAGCG